This is a messenger RNA of Truncatella angustata, 1582 nucleotides long. Its product is annotated as acetate kinase. Gene Ontology annotation, molecular function: acetate kinase activity. Gene Ontology annotation, biological process: acetate metabolic process; phosphorylation. The record is from RefSeq and is a predicted model, not a curated record. NCBI's taxonomy places the organism in Eukaryota, Fungi, Ascomycota, Sordariomycetes, Amphisphaeriales, Sporocadaceae. The coding region runs from base 167 to 1417 and encodes 416 amino acids. The transcript has 2 exons.
CUCCAAUUGCUUGGAAAGUGACAACAUACGAUACCACGAUACUUCAACCACAUGAUCAUAAAGAGCGCGAGGGAUUUAUAAGUUCGAAACCAGGCCCAAAUUCGACUUUAGAGAUACCGCAUAGCAAUUGUUUUGAUUGAUCGUUCCAGAAAAAUCUGUUUACACGAUGGGGAAGAUUAUCCUCUCAAUCAAUGCGGGCUCAAGCUCCGUGAAGAUAUCCGUCUUCUCCGCCGAGCAAGGUCAAGCACCAUCGCAAAUAGCGGAAGCGCAACUUAGCGGCCUGACAUCACCACCAGUAGAGCUCAAAUACUCGCGGGAAAAUGUCUCAGUUUACAAGAACAAGAAGUUGGAAGAGGACGUAAAGAACCAGGACGCCGCAUUCAAGCUUCUUCUCAAGACGCUGGUGGAAGAUCCGGAACUGGCGGAGAUAUCCAGCAUGGAUGAUAUCGGCAUCACAUGCCACAGAGUCGUUCAUGGCGGCGACUAUGAGACUUCGCAGCUCAUCACGGAAGAGACAUAUCACCACUUGGAGGCCUUGACGGAUUUGGCACCCUUGCAUAAUGCCAGCGCGCUCGAGAUCAUCAAGUCGUGCAUACAGGAGCUUCCGAAAGCUGUCAAUGUGGCAUGUUUCGAUUCGCAGUUCCAUUAUACGAUGCCGGAGCAUAUACGAACCUAUCCUAUCAAUCCUGAGAUCGCCAAGAGUAACCAGCUAGGCAAGUAUGGCUUCCACGGCAUCAGUUAUCAGUUCAUCACGAACUCGGUUGCUAAAUUUCUCAAUAAACCAAAGGGGGACUUGAACAUCAUUGCCCUGCAUCUGGGCAGUGGUGCCAGUGCUUGCGCUAUCAAGGGCGGAAAGUCCUGGGACACCAGUAUGGGCCUCACACCCCUUGCAGGCUUGCCAGGAGCUACUCGCAGUGGAAGUGUUGAUCCUAGCUUGGUCUUUCACUACGCGAGUGACGUGGGAAAACUCUCACCGUCCUCGACGAAAGAAUUGCAUAUCUCGCGCGCCGAAGAAAUCCUGAACAAGGAGAGCGGUUGGAAAGCCCUCACCGGCACGACCAACUUUGGCGUCAUUGCAGGGUCCGACGACCCGAAGUGCAAGCUCGCAUUUGAUUUGUUCGUGGACCGCGUUCUUGGUUACGUGGGGAGUUACUAUGUCUCGCUGGGGGGCAAGGUUGAUGCACUGGUCUUUGCGGGCGGCAUUGGCGAGAAGAGUGAUAAGCUGCGCCAGCGUGUCGUUGAACAGGCCGGAUGCUUGGGAUUUGAAAUCGACGAUGCGCUGAAUGGGAAUCCAAUUCAAGAUGUGGUGCAAGAUGUCGGCAAGGAGAGCGCGAAGCAUAGAACGCUGGUCUGUUUGACGGAUGAGCAAUUCGAGAUGGCCAGGGGCUGCGCCCAGGAUCCGGAGUUAUGGAAAUAAGGAACAAGAUCGAUUGUAACCUGGGGUAAGCUACGGAUUAGUGAUCACGAAUUAAGAAACUGGCUAUAAUCGUAUGAUGUUAAUGCACUUGUCUGCACCAAGCCGCCCGCGGAUGAUAGAUGGGAGCUGAAGUUAGGGUGUGAUAAUGAUAUUUAUUGAUGCUUU